AUGCGGAGUGUGAUUCAACAACGGGGCUUUUGUAAAAGCCAAAUCACACGGGCGCAUAAUAAUGCCCUAAAAUUUGUGGAUGACAUUCAAUCAGUGGACACAAUUGUGGUGCGCCUGUCGCAAAUCCAAGACAAUUAUUUGCGGUUUGUGCGACAUUCGGAAGAGCUGUACGCCUUCCAAUCGGAGUCGGAUUGGGAGAAUCCGGACGACGAUUUUGAUGCCUAUGAGGAGAAACAUUAUGCUACACACGCCAUUCUCAGCAACACUCUGGAGGAGUUACGGCGUGAUCAGACGUCUAACAAUAUUUUGGCCACUGUGCAACCAGCAGAUGCGCCCCAGAGGAGCCAUGUGGAUUUCCAUUUCAUGACCCUUCCCAGUGCUACGUCUACUAAUCUCAGCACAGUGCGGAAACUGGCCGAUGGCGCAGACGAAGUUAUUCGUGGUUUGCGAGCCCUUGACUGCGAAGAGAGGGAUCCUUGGCUAAUCUUCAUCCUAUUGUCAAAAUUAGAUACCGAUACUUGCCAAGCUUGGGCGCAGUGCGCAGACUCCGAGGGAAAAGGUGUGACCAUCAACCAAUUCCUUAAAUUUCUCACCUCUCGCUGCGAUACUUUGGAGGCUUUUCACUUAAUUCGACCAACCCAAGCUCGACGCGCAGCCACAACGCACCACGCAGAUACGCAUCCUAGACGAGAAGAACCCAAAUGCACAUCGUGCCAGCAAACUCAUCAACUGUUCAAGUGUCCUCAGUUCAACGGACUCGACAUCGCAGCUCGCCGGGAGUUUCUCAAGACGAAAAAGCUAUGUUUCAAUUGCCUCAGCCCAAGUCACAUGGCGGUGGACACAAUUGUGGUGCGCCUGUCGCAAAUCCAAGACAAUUAUUUGCGGUUUGUGCGACAUUCGGAAGAGCUGUACGCCUUCCAAUCGGAGUCGGAUUGGGAGAAUCCGGACGACGAUUUUGAUGCCUAUGAGGAGAAACAUUAUGCUACACACGCCAUUCUCAGCAACACUCUGGAGGAGUUACGGCGUGAUCAGACGUCUAACAAUAUUUUGGCCACUGUGCAACCAGCAGAUGCGCCCCAGAGGAGCCAUGUGGAUUUCCAGUUCGAGCGAAUCAAACUCCCAACCUUUGCCGGGAAUUAUGAGGACUGGAAACAUUUUUCGGAUAUGUUUACGGACUCGAUUGCUUCCAAUUCGAGCCUGACGGAUUGUCAACGAUUUCAUUAUCUCAAAUCGUAUCUAUCCGGAGACGCCCUCAAUUUAGUCAAACAUAUUCCUGUGACUAAUGAGAACUAUCGGGAGGCAUGGGAUCGGCUUGAGCAGCGAUAUAACAAACAAUCGCUAAUUAUCCGAUCAUUCCUCAACAGUUUCAUGACCCUUCCCAGUGCUACGUCUACUAAUCUCAGCACAGUGCGGAAACUGGCCGAUGGCGCAGACGAAGUUAUUCGUGGUUUGCGAGCCCUUGACUGCGAAGAGAGGGAUCCUUGGCUAAUCUUCAUCCUAUUGUCAAAAUUAGAUACCGAUACUUGCCAAGCUUGGGCGCAGUGCGCAGACUCCGAGGGAAAAGGUGUGACCAUCAACCAAUUCCUUAAAUUUCUCACCUCUCGCUGCGAUACUUUGGAGGCUUUUCACUUAAUUCGACCAACCCAAGCUCGACGCGCAGCCACAACGCACCACGCAGAUACGCAUCCUAGACGAGAAGAACCCAAAUGCACAUCGUGCCAGCAAACUCAUCAACUGUUCAAGUGUCCUCAGUUCAACGGACUCGACAUCGCAGCUCGCCGGGAGUUUCUCAAGACGAAAAAGCUAUGUUUCAAUUGCCUCAGCCCAAGUCACAUGGCGGGUAACUGUACAUCGAGACACACUUGUCGGAUUUGUCGCCGCAAGCAUCACACCCUGGUUCACCCUGGCUCGGCGCAGCCAACUCAAAACGGUAACUACUUGGAGAGAGCCCGUAUGGACAGCCGCGAUCGUCCAUCAACCUCACAAGCGGCGUCUACAAUCGGCCAGAAUCAACCGCCUGGUCAAGAGAUUCAUCAAUCAGGGAGUUUACCUCCCGCGGAAAAUAACUUCACGCAUCAUACGCUGGAGAACAUUUCAGCUGCAGGUUCGCAGACUCUGUUGCCAACCAUCCUUGCAGACGUCUUCGACGCCUGGGGAAAUACUACAACCUGCAGGCUGCUCUUGGACACUGGGUCCACAAUCACCUUGGCGUCGGAAUCAUUUGUUCAGCGAAUAGGCGUACGUCGAACGCACGCCCGGAUUUCUGUACUCGGUCUCGCAGCCAACAGCGCUGGCGUUACCCGAGGACGCGCACAUAUCAAGCUGCGCUCUCGUCAUUCGGACCAAACUGUCGAACUGGUCUCGUUUAUUCUCAAUUCGCUGACAUCAUCACUCCCGGCCCAGGCUAUUGACACCUCAUCUUCUACGUGGAAGCAAAUCUGCGAGCUUCCUUUGGCAGAUCCCACAUUCUGCACGCCAGGAUCCAUCGAUGUCAUCGUUGGAUCAGAUCAACUCUGGUCUCUUUAUACUGGAGAACAGAAAUGCUUUGGUAACGACGCUCCUAUCGCUCUGAAUACUGUUUUUGGUUGGAUUAUUGCAGGCUCUUACAAUGCAUGCGAUGAUCACCUGACUUCAGCGGUUACUCAUCACGCGGACCUCGACACGAUGGUUCGCUCUUUCAUGGAGAUGGAUAAUAUACAUCCUAGCCAGGCUCUUUUGGACGCCAACGAUCCAACAGAGCGUCAUUUUGCUGCCACCCACACGCGCUUGGAGAACGGGGCUUACGUCGUCGAGUACCCCUUCAAGGAGCAUGCGCCGCCUGUUGAUUCAACUUUACCGCAGGCCAUCAAUCGCUUCCACUCGCUGGAACGCAAGUUUCGUCGAUCUCCAGACUUGAAGCAGCAGUAUGAAGCAUUUCUGGACGACUACUUGCGACGUGGUCAUAUGGAACAGCUGACAUCGGCUCAAAUGGAUGAGUCCCCAGAAACCUGCUUCUAUCUGCCGCACCACGCUGUCAUCAAACUGGACAGUCUGACUACGAAAUGUCGCGUAGUUUUCGAUGGAUCGGGAAAGGACAGCUCUGGAGUGUCUCUCAAUGAUCGACUUCAAAUUGGCCCACCCAUUCAACGCGAUCUUCUCGGCGUUUGUUUACGUUUCCGGCAGCACCCAUAUGUUUUCUGCGCGGAUAUCGAGAAGAUGUUCCGAGGAAUUCAAGUCUUCAAGCCGCACACCAAUUAUCAGCGCAUUGUUUGGCGCAAGAACGAGAAUGAACCACUGCUUCAUUUUCGCCUGUUGACGGUCACCUACGGAUUGGCGCCGUCACCAUUUCUGGCUGUUCGAGUUCUUAAGCAACUAGCUGAGGAUCACCGCCACGAGUUCCCCGCAGCAGCCCACGCGCUUCUACACGACGCUUAUGUAGAUGAUAUCCCAACAGGGUGCAACUCAUUCGACGAGCUCAUGAUUCUCAAAAACGAGCUGAUUCAACUGUUGGAUAAGGCGCAAUUCAAACUACGGAAAUGGAGUUCCAACAGUUGGCGUCUUCUAAAAUCAUUGCCAGAAGAGGACCGAUGUUAUGAGCCUAUCCAGCUCCUCAACAAAUCAGCUGCGGAUUCACCAAUCAAAAUUCUUGGCAUCCAAUGGAAUCCCGGAAAGGACGUCAUGUACCUCAAUAUCAAGGAGUGCGAUCCGACCAUUUCUCCGACGAAAAGGGAACUCUUGUCGCAGCUAUCAAGAAUCUAUGACCCGCUUGGAUUGGUAGCGCCAGUCACAGUUCUACUCAAGCUUAUCUUCCAAGAAAGCUGGACAAGUGUUCUGCAAUGGGAUGACCCGAUUCCUGAAACUCUACGCUCGCGCUGGAAGGCCUUGGUGGAGGAUUUGCCAACACUUACGCAAUGUCAAGUACCACGAUACAUUGCGUCACCAUUCCAAGACGUUCAACUACACGGAUUCGCCGACGCAUCCGCGCAAGCCUACGGUGCGGUUGUAUACGCUCGAGUAGCAUAUGGAGGCAGUUUUCAAAUAACCCUAGUUGCUGCCAAAACCCGUGUAGCCCCGAUCAAGCCUGUUUCGAUCCCACGUUUGGAACUGAAUGCUGCUCUACUUCUUUCUCGAUUGCUCUCGAUUGUCAAAGCCUCACUAACGAUUCCUAUUUUCAGCACGAGCUGCUGGACAGAUUCAGAAAUUGUGCUACACUGGCUUUCAGCUCCCCCACGAAACUGGAACACAUACGUCUGCAACCGAACGGCUGAGAUCUUGAACGACUUUCCUCGCAGCUGCUGGAAUCAUGUUCGCACAGAGGACAACCCUGCCGACUGUGCUUCUCGAGGACUUCAUCCGUCCAAGCUUCUGGAGCAUCGACUGUGGUGGAAGGGUCCAUCAUGGCUGGCCACACCGCCCUCUGAUUGGCCACCGUCUACAAGCAAGUUCAGCGUAUCUUCAAAUCUCGAUGUCAACACCGAAGAGAGAGCUGUCAAGCCCACAACUCUACAUAACUUUCCUGAUGAAAGUAUCUACGAGUUACUCAUCCACAAAUUCUCAACCUGGACGCGUCUGCUAAGGGUAUCUAGCUACUGUUAUCGCUUUAUUCACUCUCUUCGAUCUCGUCAUAGGAAUCCGGCACCAUUCCUUACAUCCGAAGAGUUGCAGGCCGCACGAUGCCGACUCAUCCGACACGUGCAACAAAAUUUCUUUGCCAGAGAAUAUGCGCAGCUAGAGAAUCGACGCCCGCUUAAUGCUAAAUCGCAUUUAAUUCGGUUCUCCCCAUUUCUGGACGAUCAUGGAAUUAUGCGAGUCGGUGGAAGAAUCGACAAAUCGACAAUCAACUUCAACGCCAAGCAUCCAAUCCUAAUACCAAAGGAUUCACCACUAGCUGGGCUCCUGGUUCGACAUUUUCACGUUUCACAUCUACACACUGGAGUUGAUGCUACGUUCACCAAUCUUCGUCAGCAGUACUGGAUUCUGGGUGCACGCAAUCUGGUCAGAAAGGCAGUUUUCCAAUGCAAACGCUGCUUUCUUCAACGCAAAGGCACCAGUAACCAGAUCAUGGGAGAGCUGCCAAUCCCUCGAGUUCAGGCUAGUCGCUGUUUCCAACAUACAGGGCUGGAUUACGCUGGACCGAUCGCCAUCAAGGAAUCAACAGGACGAACUCCUCGGAUCGGAAAGGCAUGGUUUUCUAUUUUUGUCUGCCUAACUACAAAGGCAAUCCAUAUCGAGGUCGUCAGUGAUCUGACUGCAAAGGCCUUCAUCGCCGCCUUUCAACGAUUUAUUGCCCGACGAACAAAGCCCACCGAUCUGUACUCGGACAACGGAACCACAUUUCAUGGCGGAAGGCAAACUUUGGACGACAUGCGACGCCUAGUCAUCGAACAAUCAAAAGAUGAGGAACUGGCUGGAUUCUUCGCCAACGAAGGCAUUUCUUGGCACUUCAUACCCCCAUCUGCCCCUCAUUUUGGCGGAAUGUGGGAAGCCGGCGUUCGUUCCAUAAAACUUCAUAUGCGACGGAUACUUGGAUCCAAGGCUCUCACGUUUGAGGAACUAGCGACUGUUUUGACCCAAAUUGAAGCCAUCCUCAACUCUCGCCCACUGUGCCCAAAUGGGGAUAAUUCGUUGGACCCGCUGACUCCCGCUCAUUUCCUGACUGGAGCUCCUUAUACUGCCCUCUCUGAACCCUGCCGUCUGGAUAUGCAAAUCAAUCGACUGGAGAGGUGGAAUCAGCUGCAAGCUAUGGUCCAAGGUUUCUGGAAACGGUGGCAUAUGGAAUACCUGACAUCGCUUCACGAACGCACAAAAUGGCAUCUAGAAACUGAGAAUCUGAAGAUCGACACACUGGUGGUACUCAAGGAGCCUAAUCUACCUCCCUCUAAAUGGAUUCUUGGACGCAUCAGCGAGGUGCACGCAGGAUCAGAUGACAAAGUACGGGUCGUAACAGUAAAGACGGCCCAUGGAUUCUACAAACGCCCAAUUACCAAAAUUGCUGUCUUGCCUCUGUGCUGA
Molecule: messenger RNA, 5991 nt
Organism: Drosophila kikkawai
Lineage: Eukaryota; Metazoa; Arthropoda; Insecta; Diptera; Drosophilidae
Source: RefSeq, a predicted model, not a curated record